AUGGUCGUGCGUCUUCGACUCAGCCGUAAGGGCACACGCAAUAAUCCAUUCUACCAUGUGGUAGCAAUCAAUGAUUCCAAACCACGAGAUGCGCGCCCGAUCGAAAAAUUGGGAGAAUUUGAUCCCAUUCCACGCCCACCACCGUCCGCACGUUUACCGACACCCUUUAUCGGUCAGAGCGGAGCAAUCCCAGGCCACGGAGGUCUAAUGACUUCCAGAUUGCCCUCGGCAUCGCAAGCAGGAGCGAAGGAGGUGAACUUGCAAAAGCGAUUAGAAUGGAACGAGGAGAGGAUUCGACAUUGGUUGAAGUUGGGGGCUCAACCGAGUAAGCCCGUUGCCAGGUUGUUGGAUCGAGCAGGACUAGUUCCGGAGGGCGUACAUUACAAGGGGAUCUACAGGCCCCCGCCGAGUAGUCAGCUUGUGCAACCCGCUACGGCAAAGGCAACAAAAAGGUCGACAGCAGAGGACAAGACGCAAUCAUCAUAG
This is a messenger RNA of Mycosarcoma maydis (corn smut), 486 nucleotides long. Its product is annotated as mitochondrial 37S ribosomal protein bS16m. Gene Ontology annotation, cellular component: mitochondrial small ribosomal subunit; ribosome. Gene Ontology annotation, molecular function: structural constituent of ribosome. NCBI's taxonomy places the organism in Eukaryota, Fungi, Basidiomycota, Ustilaginomycetes, Ustilaginales. The transcript has a single exon. Gene Ontology annotation, biological process: mitochondrial translation. The record is from RefSeq and is a predicted model, not a curated record. The coding region runs from base 1 to 486 and encodes 161 amino acids.